AGAAAGGGGGGGGAAACUUGUCUGUACUGUGAAGCGGGUAGGUGGGUCUGGCACGUUCAAAUUAGGUUCACAGUACAGUAUUUGGGUGUCCUUAUUUGGCUAACAGCAGGUUGAAUUUGACUAGUUUGUCGUCGACACACAUUUCAAACUUUCAAAUCUUACCCUUCAUCCUCCUCAUUUUUACUGGCGUCGAUUUUUGCCCCCUCGGCCUCGUCCCCAGUCAGGCCGUCGGCCGACGCCGCGGCCGUCAUGAGGUCGUCGCUGUACGCCACCCCGUCCUCCUCCAUCCUCAUGAUUCCCACAUCUUCACUGAACUCGCAGUCGUCCGACAUGUUCCUUUUCUCUUUUUUUUGUGUAUUUCUUUUUCUAACUGACGUUGCGUCGGUGAGAAGCUAAGCUAAGCUAGCUAAAAUCCUAGACGCUCACUGCGAGGCAAGUUGGGAGGGUUCACCUCACAGAUUUGAGCCGUUGCUUUAGUUCAACCGCGGGUUAAACUAAACAAUUCUAUAAUUCUUUGCAACUGGUAAUGUUUGUCGUUUAUUUACUCGGCGGCGAUUCUCCUUCUUGGUCCACGUCUUCUUCGCUUGAACGGCACUUGGCUCAGCGUCGAAACAUGAUGUGUCGCAGCGCCACCAGCAGGAUUGGAGGGCGCACUGUCAUCGCCUAACGUGAUACUGCUGCUUGCGGCCCGAGUCUAGGUUUAGUCCCGAAACCAUGCUAGUAUUACGAGCGAAUUAAGUACAAACCAACCCUGGGGAGUUUUCAAAACGCUUCUUAGCACAUUUUCAAUUAGAUUCGUGAGCUUUGGAGGACCGGCGAGCCGGGCGAAGCUAAUCCGGCUAACGUUAGCUAAGCUGUAAAAACAAUAAAACAACAACAACAAAAAAACACAAUAAUGGCCACUGUGGCGAUUCCUGCCGGCACUACUGCUCUUUUGCUGGACAUCGAGGGCACAACCACUCCAAUCACCUUUGUAAAGGAUAUUCUGUUUCCAUACAUACGGGAGCAUCUUGAAGACUACCUGUCGGCUCACUGGGAGGAAGAUGAGUGCAAACAAGACGUCCAUCUUCUGAAAAAACAGAUCGAAGAGGACAUGAGGCAGAACCGCGCGUGUCCCGUCCACGCCGUGGACCAGACGGUGCACACGGACGAGGAGAAGGCCAUCCGGGAGGUAGUCGACGACGUGCUGUGGCAGAUGGCCGCCGACCGGAAGUCCACGGCGCUCAAGCGCCUCCAGGGUCACAUGUGGCGAGCGGCGUACGCCUCGGGCACAAUCAAAGGCGAGAUCUACCAGGACGUGACGCCAUCCAUCCGAAGGUGGCGAGGGCACGGUCUCAAGGUCUUCAUCUACUCGUCGGGCAGCGUGGAGGCCCAAAAACUCCUCUUCACACACUCCGUUGAGGGUGACGUUAUAGACUUAUUUGACGGCCACUUCGACACGGCCGUCGGUGCCAAAGUGGACGCCAAAAGCUACGAAAGGAUUGCCGAGAGGAUCGGUUGUGCGCCAGAGGAAAUUACCUUCCUGACGGACGUCACGCGAGAGGCCAAAGCGGCGGGGGACGCCGGGGUCAACGCGGUGGUGGUGAUACGGCCGGGGAACGCCGAAGUGACAGAAGAGGAAGCGGCGCACUACCGUGUCAUCACGUCCUUCGGCCAGCUGGAAGUGACGGGCAGAGCUUAACGUCCGUGAAGAGAAGGCUCCAGAAAAACCUCAAAUGUUUGUUUGGUUUUUUUACAUCCUAAAGGCCUCAACCUCAAUGUUGUGUUUGUGUAAUUUGUCCACAAUGAAGUCUUAUUUACAGUAAACGUGCCAUCCUCGUGACUUUGUUUUUCCUGUUGACAUUAAGACUGUGCAUGCAUUUCUUAUGAAGUGUCCGGUGAACAUGGGAGUAAACGCCUCGUCUCGCACAAAAGCUUUGCCGUCUACAACACAAUCAGUCACCUUGUAAAUAAAUACUGUGUAUUGAAAAUAUUGCAUGUGGUCAAUCUACAACAGACUCAAACCAAGAGACUCGACAAUUCUGAAUCGGAUUAAGGGAGUGUCACCACUACACUAGGGGGGAAUACAGUGCACACAAAGUAUUGACACCGUUUCACUUUUUCCACAUUUUGUGUUCUUGAAAAUGGAUUAAAUAAAAAAAAAAAAAAAUCCUCGAUUUUUGGAAAUGUACUAAAAAAUAUAUAUUUUAAAAAUGUUAAUUUUACAUGAUUAAAUAUGGAACAAGUGCUGCGAAUACUUUCCAGAUGCACUUUAAUUGAAUAGAUUCCUUCGUUUUUAUAUUCCAAUAAAGCAACAAGAAAUUCAUAAAA
Phycodurus eques (leafy seadragon) is the source of this 2310-nucleotide messenger RNA. It is a transcript of the gene enoph1, whose product is annotated as enolase-phosphatase 1. Lineage: Eukaryota; Metazoa; Chordata; Actinopteri; Syngnathiformes; Syngnathidae. The transcript has 6 exons. The record is from RefSeq and is a predicted model, not a curated record. Gene Ontology annotation, molecular function: magnesium ion binding; acireductone synthase activity. The coding region runs from base 896 to 1681 and encodes 261 amino acids.